AUGGCUAAUCGAAACCGAGCUGUUCCACUCCCAUCCGAGGACACAUCCAGUCCAUACUUCCUCCAUCCGAGCGAUAAUCCAGGAAUUAAUCUCAUUCAACAACAACUCACUGGAUCUAACUAUGCGGCUUGGAGCAGAGCGUUCAGCACUGCUCUCCUUGCCAAAAAUAAACUUGUUUUUGUUGAUGGAUCCAUUCUCCGGCGAGCUCGUGAUGAUCUCCUUUAUCAGCCAUGGAUCCUUUGCAACAGCAUGGUAAUUUCAUGUCUCCGCAACUCAGUCUCCUCACAAAUAUGCUCCAGCAUCAUGUACCUUGAUGAUGCUUAUGCGAUCUGGUUCGAUUUCAACGAGCACUUCUCCAUUGCUGAUUCUGCUCGGAUCUAUCAACUUCGCCAACAACUCAUGGCUCUUUCUCAAGGAUCUUCGGAUGUUACUUCUUACUUCACCAAUCUUCGUAUACUUUGGGAUGAAUACAGAAAUUCUCAGCCUACUUCUUGGUGCACAUGUACUAGAUGCACCUGUGACAGUGCAUCAAAAUGGAACCAGCAUCAAGAGAAUGAAUGA
Molecule: messenger RNA, 561 nt
Organism: Salvia splendens (bonfire salvia)
Lineage: Eukaryota; Viridiplantae; Streptophyta; Magnoliopsida; Lamiales; Lamiaceae
Exons: 1
Coding region: 1-561 (186 amino acids)
Source: RefSeq, a predicted model, not a curated record